Salarias fasciatus (jewelled blenny) is the source of this 1179-nucleotide messenger RNA. RefSeq names its product dynein axonemal assembly factor 4 (gene dnaaf4). The coding region runs from base 1 to 1179 and encodes 392 amino acids. The record is from RefSeq and is a predicted model, not a curated record. The transcript is spliced from 9 exons. Gene Ontology annotation, molecular function: nuclear estrogen receptor binding. Gene Ontology annotation, biological process: inner dynein arm assembly; outer dynein arm assembly; epithelial cilium movement involved in extracellular fluid movement. NCBI's taxonomy places the organism in Eukaryota, Metazoa, Chordata, Actinopteri, Blenniiformes, Blenniidae.
AUGCCGCUGCUGGUUUCAGACUUCUGCUGGAGUCAGACCGACUCCACGGUCCACAUCAGCGUCCCUCUGAAGGGGGCCCGAGCCGACAUGGUGGAUGUCCUGUGUACGGAGGAGUACCUGAAGGUGCAUUUCCCGCCGUACCUGUUCGAGGCGUUCCUUUACGAGCCUGUCUUGGACCACAGGAGCUCGGCCAAGCUGGGAAACGGAGUCGCGCUCUUCAAUUUACCCAAGAAGACCGAGCGGGUCUGGGAGGACCUCAUGAAAACGUCCCUUGAUAAAGAGCAGAAGCAGGAGGUCAGACGGAGAGCGCUGCAGAAGCAUCAGGAGAAGGUUUCCUCGGAGGACAAGCAGAAGGCCGAGAGGCGGCAGGCGGAGAGGAAGUUCACCCUGCAGACCACCAUGAAGCUGGAGCAGGAGGAACGAGAGAACAUCCAGAAGAUGAAGGAGGUGGAGAGACAGAAGACCUCAGAGGAGCUGGAGGCCUGGCAGCAGAGACUGAAGGACAGACGAGAGGAGAGACGAGUGACGGGAGGAGUCACACCAGGAAGCUGCAACACGAAGGUCCAGAAGAACGCCGCCGAGCUUCCUCCUCCCAGAUCCAGAGGAAACAUCCAGGUCAGCUUCACCCCGAGGGUUUUCCCCACGGCGCUGCGAGAGUCCAGAGUGGCCGAGGAGGAGGAGUGGCUGCAGAAGCAAGCCGAGGCCCGGCGAGCGCUCGGCGCAGAUGUGGAGCAGCUGCAGGACCUGACGGAGGCAGAGAGGAACCCCGACUGGCUGAAGGAGAAAGGAGACAAGCGCUUCACGGCGGGGGAUUACCACGGUGCGGUGAACGCCUACAACCUGGCCAUCAGGCUGAACUCAAAGAUCCCGGCGCUGUAUUCCAACAGAGCCGCGUGUCACCUGAAGCUAGGCAAUCUGCACAAAGUCGUGGAGGACGCCUCUCAGGCACUCCAGCUGCUGACUCCUCCUGUUGCUGCUAACGCGGCCGCCAGAGUCCGGGCCAGCGUCCGCCGGGGCUCGGCUUUCUGCCAGCUGCAGCUCUACGCCGAAGGACUGCAGGAUUUUCAGACGGCCCUGAAGAUCGACCCGGACAACGAAGCUCUGCAGAGAGACGUCCAGAAGAUCAGAGACAUCAUGCAAGGCUCCGCUCACACACAUACACACACACACACACACUGA